AUGGUGCGGAAUUACCAAAGGAUAAGGUCAAAAGCUGGCUCCUACAGUCGGGAGGAACUUUCUGCUGCUUUAGAAGCGAUACGUUCAGGUACCCUUACCUGUAAAGAUGCGAGCCGGCAUUUCAAAAUACCGCGGGCAACAUUACAGGAUCAUCUGAAAGGUCGGCGUGGAGUGAAGUCCAAAACGAUGGACCGGCCACCUGCAAUAUCUGUUGCAAUAGAACUAAUUCCUGAAGAUAACUACGAUCCUUUGGCCUUGAGAAGAUGGAAAGAAGCCGGAACACAGACGAACUCAGCGCCUGCACCAGAUAAUGAAAACUCUGAUCAAAUUAGAAAUUUAAACAUAUCUUCGCAAUCUGCAACUCUACAACCUCAGCCAAGUGUUUCUUAUAAUACUCCAUCAACAUCAAGCCAUAUCACGUCAUUUGAGGAACUGCUUCUUGACACAAUUAAGUGUCAUUCAUCAGCAAGCCUAAGCAAAAGGCGCAAAAAAUUGCAAUGUUGGACUAUCAGAAAUUCCAAGCCCUCUAAUAAAAGUUUUCACUCCAAACAAAAUAUUGUAACUGUCAAUGAGUUUAGUCGAGAAAACUUUAACAAUGCGUAUUUUAGUAUUUAUGCCAUUAAUCAGUCGGACCCCAAAGGGUCCCCUAUAUUUAGACACCAGAGGGCGGCGCUAUCGAACGGGCAGAGCGAAACUCCGGAGCGCAGGAAUAAUUCUUCCGGGUAUCCAGAAUUGAUGCCCGUUUUUAUCAUGGAAUAUGAAAAUGAAAAUUUUUGGGCGAACUUUUCCUACGCUUACUACUACAACUUUUCCGAAUGUUUCAAUGAAACAAUGGAAGUGUGCCGCUUGGGACCACAAAGAGAUCCGCUAUCGACAGUCAUUCCAAUGACUGUCGUCUACGCUGCCAUCCUCAUGACCGGAGUCAUCGGCAACGUCUGCACCUGCAUAGUCAUUGCAAGGAAGGGCUACAUGCAUACAGCCACCAACUACUACCUAUUCAGCUUGGCUAUUUCCGACCUUCUUCUUCUGGUCUUAGGCCUGCCAACGGAACUUUACCAGCUCUGGUACAGGUAUCCGUACAUCUUUGGUGAGCCCUUCUGCAUCUUGAGAGGACUUACGUCCGAGAUGUCUACCAAUGCGUCUAUACUCACCAUCACUGCGUUUACUGUUGAGAGGUACAUUGCUAUCUGUCACCCCCUUCGAGUCAAGACUAAGGCUAAUCUUCCUCGAGCGGUGAAAACCAUUUUGGGAAUUUGGUUGAUUGCUGGUUUGUGUGCUCUACCCACGGCUUUGCAGUUCGGCAUCAAGUACGAGGUCGAUGAUGAAGGCAGGACUUUGUGGAAAACUGCUCUGUGUAGGGUGAAGAAGCCGCUACCUCACAUAUUCGAGAUUUCAACUUGUCUGUUCUUCGUUUUCCCAAUAAUCUUGAUCUCUGUGCUCUACAUUCUCAUCGGUAUUCGACUCAGGCAAGGAAGCAAUGGCAAGCAUGGAGACAAUUUGAACGAAGGAAAUUCCUCAGCCACCAGACAGAAGAUGAAUUCAAGGAAAGCGGUAGUGAAAAUGUUAGUGGCUGUGGUCAUUUCUUUCUGUAUAUGCUGGUCCCCCUUCCACGCUCAGCGUCUCCUGGCCAUCUACGUUGAGGAAGUGACGCCCACUCUACUAGUGACAUUUACCGUUCUGACGUACAUCUCGGGCGUCACAUACUACUUGAGCGCCACCAUCAAUCCAAUCUUGUACCAAGUUCUGUCCGUGAAGUUCCGGCAGGCAUUCAUGGAUACCUUCGGCGGGUGCUGCCGAGAACGAGUCCAACACGACAGGGAGAUGUCCGCGUUCCAGUGCGAGAAUUCUCGAUACAGGGUCAGUUGCAACCACGAAAAGGACUCAACAGCUUUAAGUUGGGUAUCUGAACACAACAAUCAUCGUCGAAUGUAA
Molecule: messenger RNA, 1932 nt
Organism: Uloborus diversus
Lineage: Eukaryota; Metazoa; Arthropoda; Arachnida; Araneae; Uloboridae
Product: neuropeptides capa receptor-like
Exons: 7
Coding region: 1-1932 (643 amino acids)
Biological process (GO): neuropeptide signaling pathway
Cellular component (GO): plasma membrane
Molecular function (GO): neuromedin U receptor activity; DNA binding
Source: RefSeq, a predicted model, not a curated record